This is a messenger RNA of Cadophora gregata, 369 nucleotides long. RefSeq lists its product as uncharacterized. NCBI's taxonomy places the organism in Eukaryota, Fungi, Ascomycota, Leotiomycetes, Helotiales, Ploettnerulaceae. The transcript has 2 exons. The record is from RefSeq and is a predicted model, not a curated record. The coding region runs from base 1 to 369 and encodes 122 amino acids.
AUGGGUUUGAAAUCACGUGUUGGCAACUCGCAACACCAGCCACUGGAUAACGACCCUGGCAAUGCUUCUCACAACAGCCAUGAUCGCCCAAAUGAACCACAAAAGCGGCAUCCGUACAACACAGUGCAUCGCGAAUGGCUAGGCGUAGCCGUCUCCGAGGGGGGCGAAACGCCGAAGCCGGUUGACGGACCUGAGGCUUCGAGCUUGAAUCGGUGGCUGCAGGAGAGCAUGCGUGAGGAACCAUACAAUGUCGUGGCUGAGUUCAGAACCGUCGAAAUGGCGGCUGCAGAUUCGACGGCUUGUGGUAGUUGUGUUGGUGCUGUCAUGUGUGAGAGCUGUAUUGGCGUGUCUUCUGAAAACAAAAUGUAG